Molecule: messenger RNA, 1005 nt
Organism: Baudoinia panamericana UAMH 10762
Lineage: Eukaryota; Fungi; Ascomycota; Dothideomycetes; Mycosphaerellales; Teratosphaeriaceae
Exons: 4
Coding region: 1-1005 (334 amino acids)
Molecular function (GO): hydrolase activity
Source: RefSeq, a predicted model, not a curated record
AUGCUUCUCAAGGUCGUUGAUCCAGGCACCAGCUUAAGCAGCACAAGCUUGCUGACGACAAUCAAGAUACCGAGGAGGCGUUGCGAGCCGACUGCGCCACAAGGUGGGGGCACGGGUCCUGAACUCAUCAACGCUCUCGGCGGCAAGCUGCCGUUCUUGCCGCAGGAUCCAGCGGCUAGACGAGAUGCCUUCAAUCACAUGCUUGCUGAGAACGGCAGAAAGCUGCCUGUAACUGUCUCCGAAAUCAGCACGAAGGACGUGCAGGUUGAUGACAAUGUCAGUGUUCGCAUCUACCAGCCGUCUACCGCAAAGCAAGGUGGCAAGCUGCCUCUGCUAGUCUUCUACCAUGGCGGAGGGUGGAUAGCCGGAAACCUCGAUAUUGAGGACCAUAUGUGUCGCACGGUCUGCGGCGAAGCCGAGUGUAUUGUCGUCUCUGUGGAUUACAGGUUGACGCCUGAAGUUGACUUUGCCACGAUGCUGAACGAUUGCUUUGCAGCCGCCGAAUGGGCCCACAGCAAGGCGGCUGAGCUCAACGCCGAUCCUCAGAGAUACGGAUACUGGGGCGGAUCUGCCGGAGGUGCCCUCGCACUCGCUGCGGCAUAUCGUCUCAUCUCGAGCGGCAAGCGCGACCAUAUAUCAGCAAUCAUACUCAUGUCUCCAAUGUGUCUUCACCCGGAUGCAACUCCGGAGAAGUAUCGUCAUUUGCAUCGGUCGACUGUCGAGAACAGUGGUCUGGUACCCAUUGUGACGUGGGACGAUUGUGUAGCUUCGUACAGGGCCAACGACGUCCUACCUCCCUACGGCGACAGGAAGGCAGCGUGGUUUCCCACGUCUCUCGGCUCGGAAGCGCUGAAAGAUAUGCCACCAACGUACAUCUACAACACUGAUCUUGAGUGUAUGCGGGAUGAUGGCACGGUGCUGGAAGCGGAGCUCCGUGAUGCAGGUGUAUCGACCAAGCGAGACGUAAUGCCCGGCCUACCGCACUAUUUCUGGGUCCUGCCGUAG